CUAAACUGUAUGCUCGUACUUCCUGAAAUCGCUUACACACGUGGGCUUCCGAACUCUGCUCACGUUGUCGCUUCUUACGGUCUGUAAAUAACAUAUGUAUUGAUUAUUUGUGGUCACAUCGUCAUAUAAUUUUGACAACAUGUCGACAAGUGAGAAAAUAACACCAAACGAAGGACUGAGCGCCGAAGAGGACGAGUUGCCUCCUCCGGUUGUGACUCGGACUCGUAGCGGGCGCAGAGUACGGACCCCAGCUGUGUAUCUCGACUCCGAAGUACCGAAGACUCCAACACGCCGAACAAGGAAAUCUGUCAUUCAAGAGUUACCGAAUGAGAACCAGACGGAACCCGAACCAGAGGUUGUAGUCGUCGAACCAGUUGCCGACGAGACUCGUGCGAAAAAACUUCCAAGCAGUGAGUCCAAAUCAAAUGCAUUGGCAACAGCUGAGGCAUGUCCAAAACUGGUCAAGUCAGACACACCUGUAGGGAAAUCAUUAGGUGCCGUUAUUCCAGCUGUGUCACAUCAUUGCAACGAGAAGGAAAACAAGGUUGGUCCCGUACCAAUGGAGACUGUUCCGCACCGCCCAAAUAAAACGGCCAAAAAGAGGACUCAUACAGAGUCAAAUGAGAAACGUGACGUGAUACCUUUGGGUAAACCGAAAUCUGGACGGGUAUGGAAAGACCGCAACAAGCAAAGGUUCUCGGCUCUUGUAAGAGAUAAGCCACUGUGCACCUCCUGGGAGAAGAAGAUGGUGGCCAAGCGAGAGAAGGAGCUGGUGAAGAAAUAUUCCCUGCAACUGAAGGAGGACAAGGCCAGGGAGAAAGAGGAAAAGAGGAAGAGGCAUGAGGAGAAUUUGAAAAGGCGAGCUGAGAACGAGAGGAAGGGGGAGGUUGUGCAAGUGAUCCGGAACACAACAAAGAUCAAGAGGAUGAAGAAGAAACAGCUGAGGAAGAUUGAGAAGAGGGACACACUUGCCAUGCUGCAGAAAUCACAGCCCAGGAACCCAAAAGCUGCACGGAAAGGAGACAAAGGGGACAAGUAGAGGGAGUGCACUUGGUUGACUGAUGGUAUGUUCAGAUCUACAGCUCUGUUGAGAACCACCCCCUAGGCACUUCAUGUAGAUAUGAGAGAACCAGUCAGAAAAGGGGCUUGCUCCACACAUAGACCCGGUAUUGCAGUUCCUCCAGGAUGGAGUUCGAUCUUUCCCUCAAUAGGCUAGGUGGAAUUUUCACCAUAUUGCUUAAUCUAUCCAAUCCUUUUCAGAUCUACACAGUGCCUAGGGGGUAGGGCCAACGCUGUGUGUGAGGCUGCUAGAACUGGAGAGCAUGAGCAGCAAAUCCUUUCAAAACAAGUAACCGUCUGGAGCAUUGCAGAUGCAAAAAGUGCCUCCUACCUCUAUUUUGUAGAAAUCCAAACAUGGGCUGGAAGAAUUCUUCACUUGACCUCUUAGGUUUACUGUCGUGUAAUGCAAUGUUCCAUUAAACAAAGCAAAUUGUUAUA
This is a messenger RNA of Oncorhynchus gorbuscha (pink salmon), 1497 nucleotides long. RefSeq names its product coiled-coil domain containing 86 (gene ccdc86). Lineage: Eukaryota; Metazoa; Chordata; Actinopteri; Salmoniformes; Salmonidae. The transcript has 4 exons. Gene Ontology annotation, cellular component: nucleolus. Bases 140 to 1039 code for a protein of 299 amino acids. The record is from RefSeq and is a predicted model, not a curated record.